AUGGAGGACUCGGGCAGAAUCAACGUAACCAUGACCGCGAGAGAAUACGAGCUCUUCAAAGAAGCUAAGAAGCGACCAGCUUCUGAAAAGCAACAAACUGCUGCCUCCCGACCACGAAAGUUGCCGGAGUUUCCAAAGCUUGAGUCCCUUGUUCAUCAUCCAAUUGAUUAUGCUCGUGUUGUUAAGAAGAUUGGAAAUGAAGUGGACUUAACCCUUGUUGAUUUGGAGGGUCUUCUACCUUCAACUAUUAUUAUGGUUAUUUCUGUGACAGCAUCAACCACAAGCGGGAAGCCUCUUUCCAAAGAGAAUUUGAAUAAAACAAUUGACGCAUGUGAUAGAGCCCUUGCUCUUGACCUUGCAAAAAAGAAAGUGCUUGAUUUUGUUGAGAGUAGAAUGGGCUAUAUUGCACCAAAUCUUUCAGCAAUUAUUGGAAGUACAGUUGCAGCUAAAUUUAUGGGCAUUGCUGGUGGUUUGUCUGCAUUAGCAAAAAUGCCUUCUUGUAAUGUUCAGCUUCUUGGGGCAAAGAAAAAGACACUUGCUGGAUUUUCCACUACAACCUCUCAAUUCCGUGUAGGUUAUCUUGAGCAAGCUGAGAUUUUCCAAAGCACCCCUCCUUCUCUUAGAACUCGUGCUUGCCGGCUAUUGGCAUCAAAAUCAACUCUAGCUGUAAGGGUAGAUUCUACUAGAGGGGAUCCAACAGGAAAGGCUGGAAUAAACUUGCGAGAUGAAAUCCUUAAAAAGAUUGAAAAAUGGCAGGAACCACCCCCUGCUAAGAAACCAAAUCCUCUUCCAGUUCCAGAUUCUGAGCCCAAAAAGAAGAGAGGUGGCCGUCGGUUGAGAAAAAUGAAAGAAAGAUAUGCAGUGACAGAUAUGAUGAAGCUGGCAAAAAGGAUGCAAUUUGGAGUGCCAGAAGCGAGCUCUUUAGGUGAGUAA
Messenger RNA from Zingiber officinale, 933 nucleotides. RefSeq names its product U4/U6 small nuclear ribonucleoprotein Prp31 homolog. Gene Ontology annotation, biological process: mRNA splicing, via spliceosome; spliceosomal tri-snRNP complex assembly. Gene Ontology annotation, cellular component: U4 snRNP; precatalytic spliceosome; U4/U6 x U5 tri-snRNP complex. The transcript is spliced from 3 exons. Bases 1 to 933 code for a protein of 310 amino acids. The record is from RefSeq and is a predicted model, not a curated record. Lineage: Eukaryota; Viridiplantae; Streptophyta; Magnoliopsida; Zingiberales; Zingiberaceae.